Helicoverpa armigera (cotton bollworm) is the source of this 395-nucleotide messenger RNA. RefSeq names its product cuticle protein 19-like. Bases 1 to 363 code for a protein of 120 amino acids. NCBI's taxonomy places the organism in Eukaryota, Metazoa, Arthropoda, Insecta, Lepidoptera, Noctuidae. The record is from RefSeq and is a predicted model, not a curated record. Gene Ontology annotation, cellular component: extracellular matrix. The transcript is spliced from 4 exons.
AUGUUCUUCAAGGUGGUUUGCGUGCUAUCUGUAGCUGUAGCCGUGGCAUCAGGGUACGGCCACUCCUCCCAAUACAUCCACCGUCACGACGGACACCAUCAGCCCGUGUACCAUGGACAUGGAUAUCAUGACUACUAUACCUACCCCAAGUACGAGUUCGGUUACGAAGUAUCGGACCCCCACACUGGGGACCACAAGUCACAGCACGAGCACCGCGACGGCGACGCUGUGAGCGGACACUACUCGCUGCAGCAGCCCGACGGCUCCGGCAGACAUGUUCACUACCAUGCCGAUGACCAUACUGGUUUCCACGCGACGGUAAAGCACAGCACUCACCACAUCGUGCCUCAUUAUCAUUACUGAAGCAUUCCUGAUUCUUCAAAGAGUAAUCCUCC